Chlorella variabilis is the source of this 2154-nucleotide messenger RNA. RefSeq lists its product as hypothetical. The coding region runs from base 1 to 2154 and encodes 717 amino acids. Gene Ontology annotation, cellular component: membrane. Gene Ontology annotation, molecular function: ATP binding; ABC-type transporter activity; ATP hydrolysis activity. Gene Ontology annotation, biological process: transmembrane transport. The transcript is spliced from 13 exons. The record is from RefSeq and is a predicted model, not a curated record. NCBI's taxonomy places the organism in Eukaryota, Viridiplantae, Chlorophyta, Trebouxiophyceae, Chlorellales, Chlorellaceae.
AUGGAGGUGCAGGGUGCUCCCCUGCAGUCGGUGUUGGUCACCGCACAGGGCAAGGGCAGCGUCAUGGCGCCCAGCAGCGACCUGCGCCGAGUACUGCAGCGAUGGGCGGGCGUGGCGCGCCUGUGGUGGCGCUGCCCCAGCGAGCGGCGGCGCGCCUGGGCGUUUGUGGCCGCCUGCGUGGCGCUGUCGAUCACCAACGUGGGCCUGCUGCUGUGGAUCAGCUACGUGCAGAACGCGCUGCAAACAUCCCUGUCCGAGAAGCAGCAGGCUGGCUUUCAUGCCGCCGUCUGGGACUUUGUGCUGAUCAUCGUGGUGGCUGCCCCGCUCUUUGCCCUCACCGACUACGUCGACAGCUGCCUGACGGUGGCCUGGCGCAAGUGGCUCACCCAGCACAUGAUCCGUGCCUACUUUGCCGGCCACGCCUACUUCCGCCUGAGGAUCGACCCGCAGGCCAUCGACAACCCCGACCAGGCACGCCACCGCAGCUCGGGGACGAUCCCAUUCCUCGCCUCCCGUCGUUGCCGCCCUCGCAUCUGUGAGGACGUGCGCGCCUACACCGCCACCUCAGUCAUGCUCUCCGUCUCAAUCAUGCGCAAAAUAUUUAUGUGUGUGGCAUUUGCAGGCCUGCUGUGGUCGCUGGCUCCCCAGCUGGCCGUCUUCCUGAUUUUCUACGCCGUGGGCGGCACCUGGGUGACGGCGGCGGGCUUUGGGCGCCGCCUCAUGCGCCUCACCUACUCUGUGCUGCAGCGAGAGGCGGAUCUUCGCUUUGCACUGGUGCGGGUGCGGGAGAACGCGGAGAGCAUCGCGUUCUACAGCGGCGACCAACGCGAGGCCGAGCUGGCGGUCGCCAGGCUGGCACGAGUCAUCGCCACUAUUUUUGGAAAGGCGAGCUUUGUGCGGUGGGAGGCCUACCUGUCGCUCUGGCAGAACAUCUACACGUACGCCACCAUCCUGCUGCCCUCCCUGCUGCUUUCCAAGCGCUACUUUGCGGGGGAGAUCCGGUUUGGGGGGAUCAGCCAGGCCAGCUUCGCCUUCCACGCCAUCGAGGGCGCCCUCAGCUACAUUAUCACCCACCUCAGCGACAUGAGCCAGCUGGCGGCGCAGACAGACCGGCUGGAUGCCCUGCUGGCGGCGCUGGUGGCGCAGGCGGAGGGCGCCCCCGGCGGCGUGCGCAGGAAGGGCAGCACGGGUGGCAGCGUGGAGGUGAGCGACCUCACGCUGACCACGCCGCACGGCGAGCAGACGCUGUGCAAGGGGCUGAGCCUGAGGCUAGAGGCGGGGCAGAGCCUGCUCAUUGUGGGUCCCAGCGGCGUGGGCAAGACCAGCAUCAUGCGGGCGGUGGCAGGCCUGUGGACCGCGGGCUCCGGCACCAUUGCCGCCCCGGCAGACACGUUCUUCCUGCCACAGCGGCCCUACAUGCCGCUGGGCACGCUGCGAGAGCAGCUCACCUUCCCAGACUCAUAUGCCGAGGUGGCAGCCUCGGCACGCCCCGCCAGCGGCAGCAGCGGCGGCGGCGGCAGCGCCGAGGACGGCGCGGCCGCAGCCGGCGGCGGCAUCGGCCACAAGCGCAGCGGCGACGGCGGCGGCGGCGACAGCGAUAGCGGGGAGGAUGAGGGGGAGGGGGAGGGGGCGCCGCGGGCGGCCGGCGGCGCGCGGCGUGCGGCCAGCCUGCGGGGCGUGGCCGGCAGCGGGUACCGGCGCCUGAGCGGUGGCAGGAGAAAGCCGCUGCCCGAGGGCGGCGCCAUGCUGGAUAGCGGCCUGGCCAGCCCUGCCUGCAGCCCUGCGUUGGAUGCGGAGCUGCAGGGGCUGCUAGAGGCGGUGUGCCUGCCCAGCCUGCUGGCCAGGGUGGGCGGCCUGGAUGCGGAGCUGGACUGGGCGCACAUGCUGUCGCUGGGGGAGCAGCAGCGCGUGUCGGUGGCGCGCCUGCUGCACCACAGGCCCGCGGUGGCAUUCCUGGAUGAGGCCACCAGCGCGCUGGACAUGGCCACGGAGCGUGCGCUGUACACCCGCCUGCAGCAGCACUGCGCCUGCUUCAUCAGCAUCGCGCACCGCAGGCAGCUGGCGGCGUUCCACACGCACGUGCUGGAGGCGGCGGGGGACGGCAGUUGGGUGCUGCAGGAGGCGCCAGACUUCCUGCGGCGCCUGCAGGAGUAG